AUGCAAAUAAACAGAUACCAACUUACACUCGUACAGUAUAAAUCUUCUUCAUAUUUUCAUAACAUUAUGCUUUAACACAAUCAUCCAUGGAUCAUUUCCUGCUUUCCUUAUUUCUGACCCUUCCAUUUUUCUUUCUCGCUCUAAUCUUUUACAAAUCCAGACUCUAUAACAUCAAGACCAACCUCCCUCCUGGUAGUUUGGGAUGGCCAAUCAUCGGCGAAACAUUUGCCUUCAUAAACCAAGACCAUGAAAAAUUCAUUGGUGAUAGAAUGAAAAAAUACUCCUCGAAGAUCUUCAAAACCAACGUAUUAGGCGAGCCAACAGUGGUUUUAUGUGGUCUUGAGGGUCACAAAUUUGUCGCUGCCAACGAGCUCAAGCUUUUCAAUGUAUGGCGACCUCUGUCCAUGCAGAAACUCUUCCGAUCUUCGUACCAAAAAGCUUCCUCCGCUGCCAUACCAAGGCAGACGGAGAAGCAAAUCCAACGAGCAUCGGGUUUCCUUCAAGUCGAUGCUCUUGUUCACUAUGUCAAAACAAUGGAUACUUUAGUUCAAGAUCACAUAAAUUCCCACUGGGUUGGUAAAAAGCAAGUUGAUGUUUACCAUCUUUCGCAGUUACUAGUAUUAACUUUAGCAACAAGGUUCUUCUGGGGACUUGAAGACCAGGUUAGAGUUGAAAAGCUUUGCAAGUUGAUGGACAUCAUGAUGUUGGGUCUCCACGUCAUUCCUUUGAAUGUACCAGGAACCAUUCUAAACCGUGCCAUGAAAGCAGCAGGGUCUGCGAGGAAAGAGAUUAUGGAGUUUAUAAAGGAGAAAAGGGAGGCUAUCUCUAAUGGAGUCAGAAUGAACGAUAUUCUCUAUUACAUGAUUGCUAAUCCGGAUGCAACCACUGGAAGAUUCAUGCCGGAUAAUGAAAUUGCUGAUAAAGUUAUGGGUUUGGCGUCUGGUGGAUUCAACUCACCUGCCAUGACGACUGCUUUCAUUGUCAAGUAUCUUGGUGAAAGAUCUGAAAUCUGUGAGUCCGCACUGUUGGAGAUUGCAAGAUCCAAAAAAUCCGGUGAGCCACUUAAUUGGGAGGAUAUACAGAAAAUGAAAUAUUCAUGGAAUGUAGCACUUGAAGUACUGAGGCUUAUGCCACCUCUUCAAGGGACCUUUAGAGAGGCUGCAACCGAUAUCGUUUAUGAAGGUUAUACAAUUCCUAAAGGCUGGAAGGUGUAUUGGACAGUAAGCACCACAAAUAAGGAUCCAAAAUGUUAUGCAGAACCAGAAGAGUUUGAUCCCACAAGGUAUGAGAAGCAAACUCCUCCACCUUACACAAAUAUCCCAUUUGGAAGUGGACCUAGAAUUUGUCCUGGAAAAGACUAUGCUCGAUUGCAAAUUCUCGUUUUCAUGCAUCACGUUGUGAAAAGAUUCAAAUGGGAAGUAACUGAUCCCAAUUGCAAGAUCAUGGGGGGCUUGAAUCCCCUUCCAAUUAAUGGCCUUCAUGUUCGCCUCCAAUCUUGCUCUGAAUAACUCGAUUCACAGUGCAAAUGUGCAACCCCCAGUUCAGAGUGGAGUAUAUAUACUAAAUAAGGGCAUGCUCGUUUCUCUUGUUACCUCCACCCUCUCUACUUGACUUAAUAUAUAUAUAUAUAUAUAUGCUGUCUAAUAGUUGAAUACAAUAAAUUUGCCAAGUUAAUAAUUAUUUUCUUUUUACCAAAUUUUAGAUGCUAUUUAAUUUGGGGUUAAAUUUUCCUCGAGGAAGAGAACUUCUAUUAUAUCAAAUAAUAACGUGAUAGUAUUGGUGUACUUAACCAGCAAAAUAUAUGGAUUCAUAAAAAAAAAAAGGGAAAAAAAAAAAACAACAACAAUGUAUGGAGAGAGAAAUCUAAAAAUAAAAUAAAAUAUACGUGCAGACUAUAUAGAGGGAGGGAGACACCAUGGCGGACCAGAAAAAUUGUUAAGUGGGGCACCAUUACAUGAUGCUAGAGACACAAAUGUUUACAGAAAUAGACAUAUAUUAUGCAAUUACCCAAAAGAAAAAAAAAAUACAUGUAUAAUGCAACAUUCUUAUGUUAUAUUAUAGUAUAGCUACUUCGAAUAGUCACCAAAUUGUUUUCAAAAAAAUAAAAUUGAGUAAUAUUCUAAGAA
This is a messenger RNA of Ziziphus jujuba (common jujube), 2126 nucleotides long. RefSeq names its product beta-amyrin 28-monooxygenase. The record is from RefSeq and is a predicted model, not a curated record. The coding region runs from base 87 to 1508 and encodes 473 amino acids. Lineage: Eukaryota; Viridiplantae; Streptophyta; Magnoliopsida; Rosales; Rhamnaceae. The transcript is spliced from 3 exons. Gene Ontology annotation, molecular function: iron ion binding; heme binding; monooxygenase activity. Gene Ontology annotation, biological process: sterol metabolic process.